GGCAGCAGAGGCGGAAGUGGGUCACGUUAGCACGGGAAGUAGUUUGUAGCACUAGCGGCAGCUCAUCAUGAAUCCGCUGACGAAGGUGAAGCUGAUCAACGAGCUGAACGAGCGCGAGGCCGACCUCGGCAUCAAUGAAUCCGUCUCCUGGCACAAUGUGUACCGAGACAGCGCCUGGCUCUUUGUUGGGGGUUUCCCAUACGACCUGACGGAGGGCGACUUGAUCUGCGUCUUUUCUCAGUACGGCGAGAUCGUCAACAUCAACUUGGUGCGAGACAAGAAAACGGGAAAGUCUAAAGGGUUCUGUUUCAUCUGCUACGAAGACCAGAGGAGCACCGUGCUGGCUGUGGACAACUUCAAUGGAAUCAAGAUUAAAGGUCGCACGCUCCGCGUUGACCACGUCAAAGAUUACCGCCCCCCCAAAGACGGCGAGGACAUGGACGAGGUGACCAAGCGUCUGAGGGAGGAGGGCUGCGCUCCCGCCGUGCCGGAGGCGUCUUCUUCUUCGCUGGAGGAGGAGGAGGAGCUGUACGAGGUCCCGGUCAAGAAACCCAAGAAAGACAAGAAGGAGAAGAAGAAGAAGAAGAAAAAGGAGAAAAAGAAGAAGGAGAAGGAAAGGAAGAGCCGGGCAGACUCCUCCUCCUCAUCCUGCUCCUCCUCGCCUCCUCCUGUCCCUCCUCCUGCCGUCAGAGUGAAGGAGGAGAAGGAGGACGUCGCCUACGACAAGUACAGCCAAAGGAGGGCGCCGUCGUCACAGAACCAGGAGAGAACCAGGGGGGAGGAGGAGGAGCGGAGGAGAGACACAGACUGGGAGGAAGACGGGAGGAGGUGGAGGGAGAGAGAGGGAGAGAGGAGGAGGGAGACGGACAGAGAUGGAGAGAGGAGGAGGGAGAUGGACAGAGAUGGAGACAGGAGGAGGGAGAUGGACAGAGAGGGAGAUAGGAGGAGGGAGACGGACAGAGAGGGAGAGAGGAGGAGAGAGACGGACAGAGAUGGAGAGAGGAGGAGGGAGACGGACAGAGAUGGAGAGAGGAGGAGAGAGACGGACAGAGAGGAGAAGAGAAGAGAUGACAGAAGAAGAGAAGGAGAACGAGAGAGGGAGAAGGACAGAGACCACAGAGGAAGAGACAGAGAAGACAGAAGAAGAGACACAGACAGGAAGUAAAAGGACACAUUCCAACAUUGUCGUUUUAUUUUGAAUCUUUAGGUUUGACAUGCUGAUGUAAAAUGUUCAGGCUAAAGCACCAGACGGAUCUCCCGUUUCUGUUGUCUCGUCGACUUGUUUCAUUCAAACUCCGCUCGGUGAAGUGGAGCUCAUCAUCAUGUGUUGAACUGUAGAAAUGUAAAAAGACGUCAUAACAGCCUCGUAUUUACCUCUGGAAAGUUUCAUCAUUUAUAAUUUGUAAUAAAAGAUUUUCAGGAGAAACAUUUGUGGUUUGUUUAUUUUUUCUUAAGCAUGCUGCUUCUGUUUACACACAUUUGACAGUGAGUUGUCAUAUUAUUACUUUUAAGUUGACUAUGGAGUUAAAAUCCUGUUAUGUUUUCCAAAGAGGAAAUCUGAAAGUUUUUACCCAAACUUUGUGGAAAAAAUCAUUUCACCAUCAGAGGUUUUUGUUUCUCACUUUGAUUGCUUUCCAAUCAAUCUGCUCUUCAAUUCAGUGCCUUUUUAAAUCAGUUCUUUCUUCUUUUCUAUGUUUGCAGCACCACCAAA
This is a messenger RNA of Salarias fasciatus (jewelled blenny), 1711 nucleotides long. RefSeq names its product RNA binding motif protein X-linked 2 (gene rbmx2). Lineage: Eukaryota; Metazoa; Chordata; Actinopteri; Blenniiformes; Blenniidae. Gene Ontology annotation, cellular component: precatalytic spliceosome; U2 snRNP; catalytic step 2 spliceosome. Gene Ontology annotation, biological process: mRNA splicing, via spliceosome. The record is from RefSeq and is a predicted model, not a curated record. Gene Ontology annotation, molecular function: RNA binding. The coding region runs from base 68 to 1165 and encodes 365 amino acids. The transcript has 6 exons.